AUGGAGUCUAAGGAUCCUAAUCUUAGACUAUUUUUCAAUAUGCUUGAAAAGUUGAUCAAUCCAAAUGGAAUUGGAAAUAAACAUAUCAGCUCAUUAAGAAAAGAUAUUGCAAUAUUUCUAGAUCAUUCAGAUACAUCUGAUUGA
Molecule: messenger RNA, 144 nt
Organism: Funneliformis geosporum
Lineage: Eukaryota; Fungi; Glomeromycota; Glomeromycetes; Glomerales; Glomeraceae
Source: the annotation of a GenBank genome assembly